GCUGCUCUCCACCACCCCACCCCCAACUACAGUUGUCCACCUAAUCUUGCCACCCACACGAACGCGCGCAGCCGCAAGCGCAAACCCUACCGCGGCGCUGAAAGCCAUGGACACGCCGCGGGCGCGGUCACCACGUCCACCAGCCCCACUGUCUAAGCCGACCUCGCCUCUCCCUCCCCCACCGCCGACCCUCUCCGCCACCGCCUCCCCUUCCCACGAGUUCUCCUUCGCCUUCCCCUCCUCCUCCUCCUCUCCCUUCGGCGGACACCUCCCCCCCAUCUCCAUGUCCCGCACCCCCGUCGGCCGCGUCGGCAGCGACCUCAGUCACCACAACCACGCCAGAACAAGCCACCAUCAGACCACGAGACACGUCACCGGCAGCAAGGAAAGGGACAGGGACAGGGCCAAGAACAGGGCCUCGCCUUUCUUCUCCGGCCUCGGCGGCGCGUGGAGGAAGGAGAGCGGCAGCCAUGACGCGACCGGCAGGCAGGCUGAGGAGAAGAGGAAGGAUACGGCGAAGAGAGCGCUGGACGUGGGCCAGUGGGUGAAGAGGUACAUGGCGGCCAUGGUGGAGCAGCUGCGCUUCUCCUUCUCCCGGCAGGCGGAGAAGGAGAGGCGGGAGCAGCGGCGCAAGCCGCACUCGUUCACGGGCCAUGGUCCGAACGCUCCGAGGGAGAUGAGGGAGCGGGAGUGGUGGAGGCGGCGGCGGGGGCAGCUAUCGUCGGCGCCGGCGUCGCUGCGGGUGUCGCCGGCGAACAGCGGGCACCUGUCGGUGGGCGGGUCGGUGAAGGUGUCAACGUCGUCGGAUGAGAGCACUAUGGAGGAGCUGCAGAGCGCCAUCGAGGCCGCCAUCGCGCACUGCAAGAACUCCCCCCAUUUCCGUGGCCAAGCAGACGACGGCCGGCGGGGAGACUCCAGGAGGCUUCAGUAAAGCGUAGUCGGUAGGGGCGUUGCCGCGCGCGCGUGCGACGUACGUGCUGCACGUGUGGCAACUGGCGUGAGCGUCGCGCGCGUACGUGCGUUGCACGGUUGCAAUAGCUUAUGAGCCUUGUAAAUCUGGAGUUAAUUUGGGGGUUCACGCACGUGCAUUUAAAAAAAUGUAAGAACAGAUGAAAAUUGACUGGUUUUCACGAA
This is a messenger RNA of Phragmites australis (common reed), 1134 nucleotides long. Its product is annotated as probable BRI1 kinase inhibitor 1. Bases 107 to 931 code for a protein of 274 amino acids. Gene Ontology annotation, cellular component: plasma membrane. The record is from RefSeq and is a predicted model, not a curated record. Lineage: Eukaryota; Viridiplantae; Streptophyta; Magnoliopsida; Poales; Poaceae. Gene Ontology annotation, molecular function: kinase inhibitor activity. The transcript has a single exon.